AUGGCUGACGAGCACCAUGAUACCUUCGAGUCUGCCGACGCUGGUGCGUCCGCGACUUUCCCCAUGCAGUGUUCCGCUCUGAGAAAGAACGGUCACGUUGUCAUCAAGGGCCGUCCCUGCAAGAUCGUCGACAUGUCCACCUCCAAGACCGGCAAGCACGGUCACGCCAAGGUCCACAUGGUCGCCAUCGAUAUCUUCACCGGCAAGAAGCUCGAGGAUCUCUCUCCCUCCACCCACAACAUGGACGUCCCCAACGUCAGCCGUCGUGACUACCAGCUCCUCGAUGUUACCGACGAUGGCUUCCUUUCCCUGAUGGACGAGAACGGUGCCACCAAGGACGAUGUCAAGCUCCCCGACAACGAGAUCGGCGAGAAGAUCGUCCGCAUGUUCCGUGAGGAGGAGAAGGACUGCAACGUCUCCAUCCUCACUGCCAUGGGCGAGCAGGCCGCCAUGGAUGUCAAGGAGGCCCCCAAAUAA
This is a messenger RNA of Aspergillus clavatus NRRL 1, 477 nucleotides long. RefSeq names its product Eukaryotic translation initiation factor eIF-5A. The transcript is spliced from 4 exons. The record is from RefSeq and is a predicted model, not a curated record. NCBI's taxonomy places the organism in Eukaryota, Fungi, Ascomycota, Eurotiomycetes, Eurotiales, Aspergillaceae. Gene Ontology annotation, biological process: positive regulation of translational termination; positive regulation of translational elongation. Bases 1 to 477 code for a protein of 158 amino acids. Gene Ontology annotation, molecular function: RNA binding; ribosome binding; translation elongation factor activity.